CAUAAGCAACCGGAGGGAGCUGAUCAGGCAUAAGAAACAUAACGGACCGUGCAAAGCCCAUAACUUGAUCGACAAAUGCUGGCGAUGCGACCCUAAAUGGGCAGACAACCGCCAGAAGAUAGCUGGCUGUUGUCAAGGCUUCGGUCACAACACCGUUGGUGGGAAAGGUGGCAAAAUCUACGUCGUUACCAAUCCAUCCGACAAUGAUGUGAUCAACCCUGCUCCGGGCACCCUGCGCCACGCGGUCCUCCAACCUCAACCACUUUGGAUCAUUUUCUCCUGCCACAUGAACAUCAAGCUCCAACGCGAGCUCCUUUUCACUAGCCACAAGACCAUAGACGGCCGUGGGUUUCAUAUCCACAUCGCAGGUGGUGCUGGGUUCAUGUUACAAAACAUUCGAAACGUCAUAAUCUUCAACAUCCAUAUGUAUGAUAUCUCGGUAGCUAGGGGUGGCAUGAUUAGAUCCUCCCCUCAUCAUAUCGGAAUUAGAGGAGCAAGUGAUGGAGACGCCAUUUGCAUAUUCGGAUCAUCUGACGUAUGGAUCGAUCAUUGCUCAUUUGCUGGCUCAUUCGAUGGCCUAAUCGACAUAGUCGCCCGUUCCACCGACAUAACCAUUUCUAAUAAUCAUUUUGUCAGACACGAUAAGGCUUUGCUAUUCGGUGCAAGUGAUGAGAAACCGGAUGAAAAUAUGCGAAUCACAGUCGCUUACAACCACUUCGGAAAAGGACUUACGCAACGGUUACCAGCCGUGCGUUGGGGAUUCGUUCAUGUCGUCAACAACGACUACACAAUGUGGAAGUGCUAUGCGAUCGGAGGUGCAAAAGGUGCCACCAUUAUCAGCCAGGGGAACCGUUACAAAGCCGAACACGGUGCCGCCAAGGAGGUGACUCACAGAAACCAAGCUGAGAAAUCAGAAUGGUGUAAGUGGACAUGGAGAUCAGAGGGAGAUCUGAUGCUGAAUGGAGCAUUCUUUGUUAAUUCAGGGAACCCUCACUGGGCAAAGCAAUACAAGGGUUACCCGUUGUUGAGACCCGAACCGGCCCAUCGGGUUCACGAGCUCACCAACUUUGCCGGUGCAGCACUCGGGUGCAAAGUAGGAUUACCUUGUUAAAUGUUUUGUUUCCCUUUUGCUGUUUAGGAAUCAACUAAGAACAGUCAUUCAAAUUUGUACAUUUCUGUGAUUAUAUAUCUUCCAACGUCUUUUCAUUUCU
Molecule: messenger RNA, 1211 nt
Organism: Helianthus annuus (common sunflower)
Lineage: Eukaryota; Viridiplantae; Streptophyta; Magnoliopsida; Asterales; Asteraceae
Product: pectate lyase
Exons: 2
Coding region: 287-1111 (274 amino acids)
Molecular function (GO): pectate lyase activity
Source: RefSeq, a predicted model, not a curated record